UGAGCCCGUUAUGGACGAAAUGGGUCAUAGACAAAACAUUCUCAAUUGAUUGCGUUGCCGAGCAGCAGAAGUGUAAAAGUAGAAGAAAAUACAACGAUGGGAGUAAGCUUGGAAGGAGAAAAGGUGAUAUUGGUGCCAUACAUGAAAGAACAUGUUCCCAAUUACCAUCAAUGGAUGCAAGAUCCUUACCUUCUCUUUGUUACUGGCUCCGAGCCACUUACCCUUGAUCAGGAGUAUGAAAUGCAGCUCUCUUGGUCCCAAGAUCCCCUCAAGCGCACUUUCAUUGUUCUGGAUAAGCAGAUGAUUGAGGGGAAAAUUUUACACGGCCAACCCCAUAUUGAAGCUAUGGUAGGUGAUGUUAAUAUAUAUAUGAAUGAUCCUGAUGACCCUCUUUUUGCGGAGAUUGAGAUAAUGAUUGCUGAGCCUAAAAGUCGUGGCAAAGGACUAGGAAAGGAAGCAGUCAUGAUGAUGAUGGCUUUUGCUGUUGAGAAUGUUGGGAUCCAUACAUUUCGUGCCAAAAUCGGAGAGUCGAACCAAGCAUCACUUCUUCUAUUCCGUAAAUUGGGUUUUCAGGACUCCUCGUUCAGUGAAGCUUUUAAGGAGUGGACAUUGGAGAUGCCAGUAACGAACGCCAAGAGGGAUGAGUUGCUGCAAAGCGUUGGUAAUAUGGUCACUCAUUCUUAGCCUUCAUCGCUUGACUGGAUACAUUCUUCUGAAUGGCAGGGAAACUGCAAAUUCCCUCUCUCUUGGUCAUGACUUAUAAAAAGACAAUAACUCAAUGACAAGAAAGAGAUGAUUUCUUUUUAUGACACACUGAGGAGUCUGCAAUUUCUCAAACAUUUGUAGAAACUAUAUGAAUUAAUUUAUCUAUUAGUGUAGCUAAAAAAGUCCAGCCAGAUAACAAGGAAAUUAAAUGAGGAAUUGAUAGCUUUUACACACUACAUAUUUGAACUUUUUUUUAUUUUUAUUGUACUAGUGUUUUUGGUGAUGAAUAGGA
Chenopodium quinoa (quinoa) is the source of this 997-nucleotide messenger RNA. RefSeq names its product N-acetyltransferase 9-like protein. The record is from RefSeq and is a predicted model, not a curated record. The transcript has 6 exons. The coding region runs from base 97 to 684 and encodes 195 amino acids. Gene Ontology annotation, biological process: protein acetylation. Gene Ontology annotation, molecular function: N-acetyltransferase activity. Lineage: Eukaryota; Viridiplantae; Streptophyta; Magnoliopsida; Caryophyllales; Amaranthaceae.